UUCCCUAUUUUCUUGUUUCAAACAUUAUUAAACCUCUGAUCGUGAUUGUGAAAAAAUAUGUUGGUUAAAUGCUUGCUAAGUGGAGAUGUUCUCUUAUCUAUGUAUAGUUUUCUUGGUUAGGAUCUCUCCUGUACAUAGUUCUGUUAAUAGUGCUGACUGCAAUUAACAUCUAAUGCCAGACAACGAGUGGUGCGAUGUGUGGAGUGAUGAUGGAGAUUUGUGUCAUGAUUCUACUGAUACAUUGGAUAAAACAUCUGAAAUGGACAGGGAAUGGCAGAGGUGGCAUGACCAAUUCCACACUGUCGGAUACCGUGAUGGUCUUAUGGCAGGGAAAGAAGCUUCAGUUCAAGAGGGGUUUAAUGUUGGUUUUACUGACUCUGUAUAUGUUGGUUACAACUGGGGUCUUGUCAGAGGUAUCACGAGCGCUUUGGCCUCUCUUCCCGGUGGCUUAAAAGAAAGAAUGGUUAAUACAAAGGAAAUCCAGAAUAAGUUCCAGCACUUACAUGAGUCCGUGCAAUCUCAUUCAACCGUGGAAAUGCUUAAGGUGUUCCAUGAUAAUCUGACAAAGAAAUCGGAAGAGAGUGCUAAAAAUGACAACUUUAACUAA
Solanum tuberosum (potato) is the source of this 607-nucleotide messenger RNA. RefSeq lists its product as uncharacterized. Bases 173 to 607 code for a protein of 144 amino acids. Lineage: Eukaryota; Viridiplantae; Streptophyta; Magnoliopsida; Solanales; Solanaceae. The transcript is spliced from 3 exons. The record is from RefSeq and is a predicted model, not a curated record.